AUGGCUUCUAGCAACAACACUACUACUGGGGUUGAUAAUACCUUUCGAAAGAAGUUCGAUACGGAAGAGUUUCGGGAACGAGCACGUGAACGCGAAAAGAAGGAAUCGGAUCGGUCUAAAUCUCGGUCCAAAGGUCCUCCUGUGCAAAGAGCCCCUUUGAAGCAUAGAGAUUAUCAUGUUGACCUAGAAUCUCGUCUGGGUAAAACACAGGUUGUUACCCCCGUAGCGCCAUUAAGUCAGCAGGCUGGUUAUUUCUGUCGCGUUUGUGAAUGUGUUGUUAAAGAUUCAGCAAACUACUUGGAUCACAUCAAUGGGAAAAAACAUCAAAGGGCGUUGGGAAUGUCUAUGCGGGUGGAGAGAUCGUCUCUUGAGCAAGUCCAGGAGCGCUUCGAGGUUUUAAAGAAGCGGAAAACGCCAGGAACUUUCACGGAACAAGAUCUGGACGAACGCAUCCGGAAACAGCAAGAAGAAGAGGAAGAACUAAAACGGCAGCGUCGGGAGAAAAAGAAAGAGAAGAAGAAAGGGAAGGUGACGGAGGAGGAGCCUGAGAUGGAUCCUGAGGUUGCAGAGAUGAUGGGAUUUGGCGGCUUUGGAUCUUCGAAAAAAUCAUGA
Arabis nemorensis is the source of this 612-nucleotide messenger RNA. Lineage: Eukaryota; Viridiplantae; Streptophyta; Magnoliopsida; Brassicales; Brassicaceae. The record is from the annotation of a GenBank genome assembly.